Messenger RNA from Entamoeba invadens IP1, 1368 nucleotides. RefSeq lists its product as hypothetical. The record is from RefSeq and is a predicted model, not a curated record. The transcript is spliced from 2 exons. NCBI's taxonomy places the organism in Eukaryota, Evosea, Mastigamoebida, Endamoebidae. Bases 1 to 1368 code for a protein of 455 amino acids.
AUGGAAAAGGUUGAACAAGCGAUACUUUCGGUGCGAACGGAUUCUACACAAACUCAACAAGAUGCUUUGGACUUAAUACCAAAAGGAGAAGAAGAUGUUCUACCCAAUGGCAUAACGCGCGAUGUCACAAAGGAUUUGCUUAAUUUAAUAUCGAUGAACCCGAUACCCGUUUCACAGGUAGUAGACAUCUUCGGUGUAUUUAAAUUCAAAGUAAAGCAAGGGGAUGACUUGUUGAAUGAAUGCAAAACUUUUCAAAAAAAAUUACGACUCACAGAACGUGGCCUUUUAGGGAAGAAGCCCGAAGAAGAGAUCAAACUCUUAAGGAAGUACGAGGUCUUUAGAAGUGAAGCUUUGAAACAACCACAAGCAAAGAAAGACCUCGAGAAGUUAGAGUCGUGUUUACAAUACCGCAAAUCAACACUUGAUUUGACUAAGUUGACCGAAAAUGAAGUUCGGAGUGCAGUGCGCGCUGCUUAUGAAUUGUUGCCUCUUGAAAAGAAGCGAAUUUUGUUUUUAAAGAGGUGGUUAGUCCAAUUACAAGGAGAAGAUGACGGCACGUUGUUUACGAAACGAUUUCUUAAGGACGUGAUAGUCGCGAACAAGUUAUUUGAGGAACAGACAUUCACUCAACGUUCCUUUAAAAUGUCAACGGAAGUGUUAGUUACAGAGGCUCGAACAGAGUUCAUCGAAGUGUUUAAUCAAUUUCACAGAAUAUGGACAAUGAGUGACAAAGUGUUGAGGAACUGUUAUGAUAUGGGUGUUGAAGAUGAGAAACCCUAUUACGACUUGAUAUGUGUCAUGUCUGAAGAACGACAGCCUACACUCGAUUUGAUAUCAAGAGACUACUUUGGUGAAAAGCCCGAAACGAAGUCCCCACCGACUGGUCUUGAGUUAGUGAAACAGUUGAAGAAAGCGACGAAAUCAGCGAAGGAGUAUAUACCACACUUUUAUGUGGAGUUGGAGAACUACUUUUCGCAAGUUGUGAAGAACUGGGACGAUACUUUUGUGCAUAACACAACAUUCCCUGAGUUGUUUUCUCCAACAAGUACAUUGAACGUGUCGCUCUGUAGCAAACUGUUUUGUAAGAAGGCGCAACUUGGGAAGAAAAUAUUUGAAAUGGAAAGGGAGUGGACGCAAGACGUGAGCGAAGAGCUAGCAAACAAGUAUCUUGAACUCACUGAAAUGUUUCAUACUAUAGUCGAUAAACACGUGAAGAAGGUCACCAAUUUGUUUAAACCAGAAAAUACAAUGGAACUGAGACUUUAUCCACACAUCAAAUAUGUACUUGGCUUGGAAUGUGUGAAACUCGACUUGAAAUUGAUCACAAGGUAUAACGCGCAAGGUGAUUUGAAAUCGGACGAUGACUAA